AUGGCCGGACACGAGUGGGAGGACUGGUUCGAGCGGGAGGAGUUCAUCGGGCAGAUCAGCGACAUCCGAGUGCAGAACCUGCAAGGUCUUUGGAUCCGACAGAGUCCUCUUUGUUCCUCAAAGUACCGAGUCAACAACAUUAUCAUCAACAACAACAGUCUACUGUGGAUAGCUCACCGCUCUACUCUUCCCCUCCAUGUUCAGUGCGACCCGCCCAUCGAGGUCCGAGACCUUUUCCUGGACAUUCGGGAUGGACACAUCCUCAUGGCCCUGCUGGAGGAACUGUCCGGCUGCCAGAUGCUCCACAGGUACAAGAGGUCCUCCCAUCGUAUCUUCCGACUCAACAACAUUGCCAAGGUGCUGUCUUUCCUGGAGGAGAGAAACGUGAAGCUCGUCAGCAUCGAUGCAGCCGACGUCGCUGACGGAAACUCCUCCAUCAUCCUGGGACUCAUCUGGAACAUCAUCCUCUUCUUCCAGAUUAAGGAGCUCACUGGGAACAUCAGGAGCCAGUUUCCCUCCUCGUCCAGCCUAUCGUCCAUCCCCACCAGCUCUGACUCCGACGCGUCCUGCUGCAGCGCGCCGUCGGGCGAGAGACAGUCGGCGUCCACCGCCAUGCGGGAACACAGCAAAGCCAUCAAAAAACUGCUGCAGUGGGUGCAGAAGCGAACACGCAAGUACAGUGUGGCAGUGAAGGACUUUGGGAAGAGCUGGACCAGUGGCCUGGCCUUCCUGGCUGUCAUUAAGUCCAUUGACCCCAGCUUGGUGGACAUGAGAAAGGCACUGCUGAGGAACGCCAAGGACAAUCUGGAGGACGGCUUCAGGAUAGCCCACUACAGUCUGGGUAUCCCACGCUUACUGGAGCCGGAGGAUGUGACUAUCAAUGCACCAGAUGAACAGUCCAUCAUGACGUAUGUGUCACAGUUCCUAGAGCACUUCCCUGGCAGAGAGGAGCCGGAGGAGCCCGUCCCGCCGAUCGAACGGAGUGUCUCCAUGGGCCGACUCAACUUGCGCGAGAAGGACUCCAACCACAUAAGGAAUAGUAUCCAGCAAAGCCGAGUGAAGGAGAGGUCCCACAUGUUUCAAAGGGUCUGUACCCAAUCGCCACCCAGAAUCCUGAUUUCCUCAGUGUCAGAGGACCGGAGUGCCAUGUCCCCCCCCUUCCGGCCAGCUGCAGCUCGCUCGUGGUCCAGUGAAGAUAUCUUAGCGGAUUCCCCCCACAUGGAAGAAAUCUCAAGCAGUGUGGCCGAAAAGCCCCAAGAAUCUGCCAGUGACGUUUCGACCAACUCAACCUCGAAGUCCCCAGAAUUGUCUUACGCUCACUCACCCACAGGCUCAUCGCUGCCUGAGUCCGUCACCUCCGAGCCGAUGAUUGGCGACUCAGCAAUAAGCUCACCGGACUCGUGGGUGGAGAGCGAGUUGGGGGGGAUGCAGGAGAGGCUUUGUGAGAGUGACAGUUCUUUGUGUGACAGUGGAACAGCCUGGGAUGUGUAUCGUGCCACUCCUGUGGAGGUCACUAAUCUGGAUGAAGGAUGCGUCCUAUCCAUGGAGGAAAGGGCACCCGAGGAGGAGUCCAUUCCAGAGUCGUACGUGGACGAAGGCAUUUGCUCACUGGGCUCAUUGGAGAGCACCGUGCAGAAAAGUCAAGGGGAUUUUGAGAAGAAGCAGCCGGAAGUAGUGCAAGAGAAAGAGGAGGUGCACCUUGAGAAGUACAACCAGGACAUGCCUGUGGAAAAGGUACCCGAUCAUAGCAAGGCUGAGAUUGCAGAAGAAGAACCGAGUGAACAGACGAUACAGGAUACGAGUCAGAGCAGGGAGCCGGAGCCUUCUGUAGGACUCUGCAACGCAGUGGAACUGACCAGCUCAGCUGUGGAAAAGCUCCAUGAAAGUGAUCAUUCUAACCAGUCGCAACCCAAGAAAAACAACGUUGGAGACAGGCCUGUGGACCUCAUUGAGGGUGCAAGGGAUCACGAAGGACAAAUUGUAGGUCUGAAUGAGAGCGGUAACUCUGAGGAACUUCAAGGGGAAACUGAAUGUCAGGAAAGACAAGAAAAUACAAUGAUUGAUGAUGUUGGAGAAACACGAGAGGAAGCAAGUGAAGAAGUUCUAAGAGAAGACCUGAAUGCACAAGAGAACUUUAGUUCGGAGACAUUCGCAAACACGGAUCCAACCAGCCAAGACAGAGCUCCAGAAACAAGUCUGGACCCAAGCGCUGGCAGAAAUGUUCCUCUGAUCUCGAUUUCAAGUGAGCCAGAGGAGCAGAACCUAGAGGGAAUAUGUGACCCAGAAAGACAACAUCCUGCUUGGCAAGAUGAGGUACAGCCAGAAGGAACUGACCCAGAUGUCGACUGCCCCCCAAAUCCACAAGAAAACAACCUUGACUUCAAUUACAAUGUGGACAUUCCAUUGUGUCCGGUAACAGAAAGUGAUCAACCAAAAGCUUCAGAACAAACACGGGACAGGGAAAGCCAACAUUUGGAUGAACAUGGAACCAGUCAGUACAUCGGCGAGCCCGACACAGGAGAUAAAAUGACAUCGAGUGAAUGUGAAUUAACUUGUCAGACUUCUUCUUCAGAAGCCACACCGGUGAAUGCCGAGCAGGAAAUGGAUUCCACCGAUCAGCCGGAUGGACACAAGGACACAGCCGCCACCGAGCAGAACACACCCGAUUCUGUGAACUCAAAACCAAACGGUACUUUUGAACCAGGUUGUCUGCACAGAGACACAGACUUGUUUUAUACAGACUUUGAUCAGAGUCCCGGCCCAGAGGAUGUCGCCGGUGCCCCUGUUGAACCCAUGGAUCUGUUCUACCCUGACAAAGAGGAGUCCAUGUUUCUAGAGCCACCAGAUGCUGAGACGCAGAGUUGGCCUUCGGUUUUGAGUGUAUCCGCCCUCAAGCCAGCUCCUGCUUCGGAGACUCAAGCCGAUCAGCCCUCCAGCCUGCUGGGUGAAGACUUCAGCCAUGGAGCGGAUUGGACCCAAGAGAACGACGAGCUGAUCCCGAAGACCAACCAGGACACUGACGCGGCAUCUAAACCCCAGGAACUGUGUGUGCUGCCCGGGGAGACGACAGGAGGACUCUGGGGGGACGACGCUCCAGCAGACGGCAGUGAUCUCAGGACCUCGGGCCGUGCCAGGGAAAACACAGAGCCUGUGAGUGAAGGUUCCAUCAGACAGGAUGAAAGCCAGAUCCCUCCAGUCCUCCGGCACAGGAAGGCCGCUCGCUCCACCGAGUCCACGGGCGAUCGGCCAGCUGUGACAGCAGCGAGCAGCGGAGACGACAAUGGCGACUCCGACUCCGGGUGCAGUGACAGCUGGGAGCUCUACGUGCUGCUGCUGCUCUGGCUGCUGCUCUACUGCUUCUGGCUGCUGCCCCAGAUGGACCUGAAGACACUUCCCAGCCUGCUGCUCAACCUGGAGCCCUGAACGCACACACACACACACACACACACACACACACACGUAAAGCACCACCACCAAAUCGCACACUACAGUCCUGAAGAGGAGGAGUUGUUUUAGCUUUGUGCUGUGCAGCUUUCCAUGUGGCUCGGAGGCGUCUGUAUCUCCACGUUCUGGGGAAUAUUAUGAGAAAAGCGUUGUCGUUUUACAGGAUGAAAAGUCAUAACUUAUCAACAAUAACGUUUGAACUAUUCGUUAAGUCAGAUUAAAAGAAAUACUUGUAUUAUUAGAAACUGGGCUUUUAUUUUAGGAGUCUAUGGUUUUGAGAAAAGUCAGUGCUGUUAAAGUAAAUGUAAAAUAUUUUUGUGUUAUUAGAUUUUGUUUUAUGAUCAUUAUUAUUCAAAUAUAAAGAAACAAUAUCAUCGUAGUUAUAGAUCGUAGCCAAAGACCUGUAAUAAACAACCAGAAGCGAGACGUUUUCCUUCUUAAAGGUGUGACUUUAUUUAACAUUAGAACUUCUUCUCAUGACGUUGUUGUUUUGGUCCAAAUGUUGCAGUUAAAAUGGGAAAACCUGAUUUGUAAUUUACGACGGUUCAAAGGCGACACAACUGACAUUGUGAGACAACACGUACAGCACUCUGAUUGGUACAUGGAGAUAUAUACUAUGGACUCAUGGACUGAAUAGCCAUUUAAAGUGAAAGUGCUUUAAGCUGAGGGAGAUUAGAACAUUCAAACAUGCAAACCUGUAGGUGAUCUGAAGGUAACUAAUGAAGGGGGAUUUUGAUCCGUUGCACAUCGUGAAAAAGAAUCAGAACUGCCAAAGAAAUGCUUGAGAGAUGAGUAUAAGACAUAUGCAUUAACGAUAUGCAUACGCUCAAUACGGUAUCCGUGCCAACGAAAAGUACACAACAACCUGUUUUUAACAAAGUCAAUCUGGUACUAAAGCUCCGCCCCAGUGGCUCUAUAUUGUAUCAUAGUCGAGCAGAACAUGUAUUUGUAAUAUUUUGUGUCUUAUAAUGGAUUUUUAACGUUUUAUUGUAAAGAAAUGUUUUAUGUGAUUGAGACUUGCUUGUGAAAAGAGAAUGCUUUACGAUGAAAUAUCUUUAUAUACAUAUAUGCUAUUUUUGAACAUUGUCUGACAGAGCGCGCCUCCUUCACCCCGUCCUUCCUCCACCCGCACUCGGCCGGGUCAUCGUCAGCCCGUCUCCCGUGUGAGUGCUGGACGUCCGGUUGCACUUUAACCCUCGUUAGAGCCAAACUGUGUCCCUUCUAUUGAUCAGCAUAAAGCACACAUGCAACUGUCUGUGGAACACGUGAAGCGCCUGCCAAUGUUACCGUGCUGCUGGGAAGGAACUGAGAAGGAACGCUCAUGAAAUGAUGCAUUAGCUUCGCUAUUAUGUAUGAAUGUUUUGCCUUUUUGUCAGAUGUGUUUAUAAAAAAAAUAGUUCCUCACUAAAAAAAGUUCCUUUUUUUUUUAUAUAUUCUUUUACCAAAUGAGUUUGUAGUAAUACCUUCUGCACUAUACUGUCUCUGAAUAGACCUUUGAGUCACCCUGACGGGAAGGGGACACAGCUCCGUUUACAAAAGAGGUCCAAGGGCUCGAGGAGCUUCACGUCCACCCGUGGAGGUCAGGCUGAAGGUCCUAUUCAGGCCCCUCAGGUUCCAGCCUCUUUCACCACAAAUGAAUCACACCUCCACACGCUGCUGCCCGCCACAUGUGUCCGGUGCCUUCAACAAAAACAUGUCCAACCACCGGGACAGUCCCUUGAGUCUGAGACAAAAGGGCAGUUUGAGGUCUUUACAAGGGGACUGUGUGUGUCUUUGUGUCUCCUCCACCCAGAGGACUAACCUAGACGCACAUAUUGGCUUAGUCAUUGCAAAUGUUUCAUCAGCACCAGUGGACUGCGAUUAAAGACGUGUCUCAAAGC
This is a messenger RNA of Gasterosteus aculeatus aculeatus (three-spined stickleback), 5324 nucleotides long. The record is from RefSeq and is a predicted model, not a curated record. NCBI's taxonomy places the organism in Eukaryota, Metazoa, Chordata, Actinopteri, Perciformes, Gasterosteidae.